Molecule: messenger RNA, 648 nt
Organism: Trifolium pratense (red clover)
Lineage: Eukaryota; Viridiplantae; Streptophyta; Magnoliopsida; Fabales; Fabaceae
Product: putative nuclease HARBI1
Exons: 2
Coding region: 1-648 (215 amino acids)
Source: RefSeq, a predicted model, not a curated record
AUGACAUCAUUGGAGGCACUUGCUAUGUUUCUUUGGAGUUGUGCGCAUAGUGAAACUAAUCGAAAUAUUCAAAAUAAGUUUGGAAAGUCAGGAGAGACCGUAAGUAGGAAGUUUACUGAAGUUCUAGAAAGUUUAUGUUUACUAGCAAAAGAAAUUGUUAGGCCUCCAGAUUUUAACUUUGUAGAAAUUCCAUCCAAAAUCAAGGAUGAUCGAAGGUAUUGGCCAUACUUUGAAGGGUGCAUCGGUGCUAUAGAUGGAACACAUAUUUCUGCAAUUGUUCCCACUAAAGAUCAAAUUCGCUAUAUUGGCAUAAAGGGAUAUCCAACACAAAACGUCAUGUUAGUGUGUAACUUUGAUAUGUUAUUCACUUUUGUUGUUGUUGGAUGGCCUGGUACUGCACAUGACACUCGUAUUCUUUCGUCAGUUAUUGAAGAAAUGAAAAGUGUUUUCCCUCAUCCUCCUGAAGGAAAGUACUAUUUGGUUGAUGUUGGAUAUCCAAACAUGAAAGGAUAUUUAUCACCAUAUAAAGGUGAAAGAUAUCAUAUUCCUGAUUUUAGAGAUGGAAGUCCAGCAGAAGGCAUACGUGAAGUAUUCAAUCAUGCACAUUCUUCAUUGAGAAAUGUCAUUGAAAGAACAAUUGGCGUUUGA